CUUUUCUUUCGCUGUCACAGGAGGGCUACCAUCUCUGGAAUUCAGCUCUGCCGUUGCUGUGGCAAGGGGGAUGAACUGACAGCAGAUCCAUAAUGGUGUAAACUGGUUCAUGUGGGUGGAGGUGACCAUGCUAAGAAGGGAGACAAAGCCAGAAAGUGACAGGCCACGGAAAGUCCGGUUUCGAAUUGCCUCAUCUCACAGUGGGAGAGUUCUGAAAGAGGUCUAUGAAGAUGGACAAGCACCAGGCUCUCUGGAUUCUGAAUGUGCUAGUAUUUGUGCCAUAGAUGGGCUAAGUGACUCUGAGGGACAGCAAAACGGCCACAUUGGAUCAGAGGAUAAUGAACAGGAGAAAGAUCAGGAUAACCUGCUGGUAUUAGCCAGGACAGCCAGCGAGAAGGCUUUUGGCACAAGAAGAGUCAACAUUUUAAGCAAAAAUGGUACAGUCAGAGGCGUCAAGUACAAAGUGAGUGCUGGCCAGGCUCUGUUUAACAAUUUGACCAAAGUGUUGCAGCAGCCAUCAGCUGACCUGGAAUUUGACCGUGUGGUAAUUUAUACAACCUGCCUUCGUGUGGUGAGGACGACCUUCGAGAGAUGCGAACUGGUUAGAAAGAUCUUCCAAAACCAUCGAGUAAAGUUUGAAGAGAAAAACAUAGCUCUAAACGGUGACUAUGGGAAAGAGUUGGAUGAACGGUGCAGGAGAGUCUCCGAAGCUCCUUCCCUUCCUGUUGUCUUCAUUGAUGGCCAUUAUCUUGGGGGUGCUGAGAAAAUUUUGUCAAUGAAUGAAUCAGGAGAACUGCAAGACCUUUUAACCAAAAUUGAGAGGGUCCAGCAUCCGCACGAGUGUCCUUCCUGUGGAGGCUUUGGCUUCCUUCCAUGCUCUGUGUGCCACGGAAGCAAGAUGUCAGUGUUUCGCAAUUGCUUUACGGACGCUUUCAAAGCCCUCAAGUGUACAGCUUGCAAUGAGAAUGGUCUCCAGCGUUGUAAGAACUGCACCUGCUAACUGGAGCUUCUGCCUAGAGAAAGCCUCAUUUCAUUAAACAAAGGAUAAAAUUUGACUUCUAAGCUUUUUUUUUUUUUUUAAAGAAAGUCAUGUUUUUAGAUUAAACAAUAAAGUUUGUAUAUUAUAA
Molecule: messenger RNA, 1127 nt
Organism: Mus musculus (house mouse)
Lineage: Eukaryota; Metazoa; Chordata; Mammalia; Rodentia; Muridae
Gene: Grxcr1
Product: glutaredoxin, cysteine rich 1
Exons: 4
Coding region: 128-1000 (290 amino acids)
Biological process (GO): sensory perception of sound
Cellular component (GO): stereocilium; kinocilium; microvillus
Source: RefSeq, marked validated